Messenger RNA from Dermacentor andersoni, 7685 nucleotides. RefSeq names its product PTB_TBC1D1_like and TBC domain-containing protein plx (gene plx). Lineage: Eukaryota; Metazoa; Arthropoda; Arachnida; Ixodida; Ixodidae. The record is from RefSeq and is a predicted model, not a curated record.
GUUCUCCGCUCGCGCAGGCGCAUUCACUGCGGCUGUCGUCCUUAGUGGAAGCUAUGGAAGGUCGGGAUUGCGACGAGGUCUGACGAGGAUGCUGCUGCUGCGCCACCGCGCAAGCGUUGCGAAAAUUCUUCCACCCCUGCGCGCGUAUUUAUGUCGUUGACUGAGCGCUUCUGCAAUCGACACACCUAGGCAAACCGAUUAAAGUGUUGAACUUGUACCCAAAUACACAAAAGAAAAAGGAAAGUCGUUCCCUCUACUGUGACUUUGGCAGGACGCUAUUGACCCGUGCGAGUUGCUGCACUUUCUUCGCACGUCUAUUUUGGAUCGUAAAACAGCUGUGCGCUGCCGCCCUAGCGGAGUUGUCCCAGUACCGCAGCACAGGAAGGUGUCAGCGUCCGUGGCCAGCAUCCUCGCCGUGUUAUUUGUUGCUAGGUUGCUGGUGCGUUCACGUACGGGGAAGUUGCGGGGAAGUCUACGUAGAUGGGGCUUUCGACGCGCGCCGCGCCACAUCGGUGACCGCGGCAGCGGUACCGGCCCUUUCAUCCGCGGUGUGCGCAAUGCCUGUCCGUGUGUUGUGAGAAGGGUUAACGGCGGAUAGCCUUUCCGCCGAGCUCCUUGAUGCUAGACUCGACAGUGCUGCGCAAUCGCUUCUACAAGAAGCUUAACAUCCCCGGCAUGGAGGGACGCGGCCCGCCGGCUGUGGCUGCUCAGGAGAAUGCCAGCGAGCGGCCCACCACCCUCGUUGGACCCCUGGCCCGCAACUUUUGCGUCAAGUACCUUGGCUCCAUGUGUUUAGAUCGGCGUUACACUAUGCCGAUGUUGCCUUGGAUCGUGGCAGAUCUACGGCGCGAAGGUCUGCGCAAACCCUUGGACGUGCUUCUUGAAGUACGCGACUCGUCUCUCAAGGCGCGGUCCUACCAUGACGAGCAACUCGUGUUCGACCAUCCGCUUCAGUCUAUAUCCAAGUUCUCCCAUUCGAGCGCUGAUCGCACCUGCUUCACGUACCUGCAGAGAAACGCUCCCGACGAGCUGCCCUACUGUCACGUCUUCCAGGCUAGCGACAAGGACACGGUGGUCGAGCUGUUCAUGACGGUUCGAGAGGUGAGCAAGGAACUGUCGCUGCACCACAGUGCUGGUGCCCCACUUGCAAGAGUGGGCAGCUGCACUGACCUAGGAGGCGCCAGCGGAGUGCACCAGUUUGAGGUGCUGUACGUGGGCAAGAUCAAGGGCUCGUCCAAGCAGAGCAUGCACAACUUUCUAGAUGAUGCUGUUGAGAGAGCACGGGCACGCCAAGCUGUAGAGGCCAACCUUCAACCGGCCACCAGUGAAGGUCCCAUGAUUGUGUCAAGCGCCACAAGUGCAGAGAGUGUGAGCAGCUCACUGGAGAACAUCAGCGAGGGCAACCCAUUGGAUGCUCGGGAAGCGCUGCUUGAGGACCUACGCUGCUGUGGUGGCGGCAACAGUGGCAGCUCUGGAGAAGGAGCAUCACUGCUUGCACCACCGCCGCACACGCUAAUCACGCACACACACAGCCUGGAUGUCCAGUCUCGCCAGGCACUCUGUCAAGAGCUGCAGAAUGCUGCAGGAUGUGGGACCCGAGGCUCAUCAGCCCGAGUUCGCUCGGCAAGUGGCGACCAGCCACGACCUACGAAGCAGACGUCGUUGCCAACAUUUCGUCCGCGUGUGAGCAGUGGGGGUGCCGUGGAUCUCCGUCGGCUUCUGCAGUCUGAGCGGCGCAGCAAUCGCACCAUGUUGCUGCUGGUGCUGCAGCGGGAGCUGCGAUUGCUCAGCACCGAUCGCAAGCAGACCCUAGUGAGUCGACCUUUCACCGACAUCUCACGCUGCUACCAGGGCAACAAAUACUCUGACCACUUCGGCUUCAACUGCCGUGAUUCCUCGCUGUCUUCGGCUGACAAGUAUAUUGCUUACAUCUUCAAGUGCUCCUCUGUCCAAGUGGCGAACGAGAUAAUGCAGACGCUGAAGCAAGCCUUUCGCAGUGCGCACCAGAACCAUGCACAAAAGGAAAGUGGCUCCACAGUGCAGUCAUUGUGCGAUUCCUGUCCCAUGCAUCGAUUCCACAAACUUUGCCUCGAGCUGGAAGGGUUAUCCCCAGAGAGCUGCUGUACCUUCAUCCAGAAGUAUAUCCAAGGCUUGUCUGACUCGGAUAAACAGAUAAUUGCCGGCAGAUACCAGCUGGGUGACUGCAGGACGGUGCAGGACAAGAAUGAGCUUUACAUGAUGCUGCUGCGGAACCUGUAUGAGCAGAAGCAGACCAAGCAUUGCCAUGCACAGAAAUCUGAGGGACUCCUAGACCUGAAGACGCCAUCAUUUGUGUUCGACAGUUUCAAGGAAAAGGCGAAGAAGUCCAUCACAAACUCAUUUGACACCAUUUUGAAGAGAAAAGGCAGAGAAGGGCGUGGACGAUCAGCCACGCUUCCGUCUGAGGAAGCAUUUAAACUUACUCUGAGUGAUGCGUCACCUACGGGUUCCCGAGAAGGCAGCUGUGACCCCACCACUCCAGUACGGCGCUCAUCACCACAGCUGCUGCGGCCACGCAGCUCUACUGUCAGCACUCCAGAGACGCCCAAGCGCAGUCCACUGGUGAACAUAUUCAUGAAGGUGGGAGCUGUGCGGCGCCAUUCUUCAAGUGAUGAGGAGCCAACCGAGGCAGCCACUGAGGAAACCGCAUGCAGGCAGUUUAUCUUCCAGCGUGUCAAUACCCCCGUACGAGGCGGCAACCAUAGCGGAGAUAAUCCAGGGGAGCCGCCGUUGACCCAUGGUUUUGCUGUGCGCCGAACACGGGAGGAGCUUCGCUCUCUGUGGCGCAAGGCCAUUCAAGAGCAGGUGCUCCUUAUCCGCAUGGAGAAGGAGAAUAGGCAGCUGCAAGCGAGCCAGGAUGAAGCAAGCAGCAAGCGCUUACGACUCGACUAUGAGGAGGUAGGAGGUGGUCCCUGUGAUUCUGAGUCAGCCGAACGCUGGGAUGAGCUCCUGGCACGGCCCCCAGGGGGCCGCAUUAACCCAGACACCUUGCAAGAACUGGUCCAAGCAGGUGUGCCGAGGCAUCGACGUGGUGAGAUCUGGCUCCUUUUGGCUGAACAGUACCAGCUCCGAUCGUCGCCUGUUACUGAGAUCGACUCCUCGACGACUUACGAGCAGCUACUGAACCAGCUGACAACUCACCAGCAUGCCAUCCUCAUUGACCUUGGGCGGACAUUCCCCAGCCACCCAUUCUACCGUGACAGCCUAGGAGCCGGCCAGCUAUCACUGUAUAACCUGCUCAAAGCAUACUCGCUGCUUGACCCACAAGUGGGCUACUGCCAAGGACUCAGCUUCGUUUCGGGUGUGCUUCUGCUCCAUAUGACUGAGGAGCAAGCCUUUGGCAUGAUGAAGCAUCUUCUAUUCCACUUGGGGCUGCGGCGACAAUACAAGCAAGAUAUGGGUGCAUUACAGGUGCAGCUGUACCAGUUGUGCCGACUGCUGUACAGUCGUCAACGAGAGCUGUACCAGCACCUGGACCACUUUGACAUUGCUCCGGCUCUCUAUGCUGCGCCCUGGUUCCUCACGCUGUUUGCCUCUCAGUUUCCUCUGGGAUUCGUCUCUAGGCUCUUCGAUGCUGUGUUUCUGCAGGGUAUGGAGGCCGUGUUCAAAGCAGCCUUGUCUCUUCUGUCACACUUUGCGGAUACACUAAUGAGCUGCAAUAGCUUUGAGUCCAUCAUGGAGUGCUUCAAGAACACCCUGCCAGCACUGGAUGCACCCACCAUGGAGAGCAUAGUCUCAGGCAUCUUCUCCUUGGACCUGGGCGAGGAGCUGGUGUCCUACCAGGUUGAGUACCACCUCUUGCAAGAGGAGAUGGUCUACACACCCAAGAGGCCUGGCGUCUCAUCAGCUGACCUCGAAGAAAACCGUGCUCUGCGACGCCAGAAUAUGGAGCUUCUGGAACAGCUUCAGGUGGCAAACAACAAUGUGAGCCGCCUCGAGGCCUCAGUGAGCUCUUAUCAAGGUACGGUGCAACACUUGGAGAAACGCAUCCGCCAGCUGGAAGACGAGCGGGAUGUACUGCUGCACAGCAAUGCAGCGCUGCGCCACCGGCUAGAUCGACUAGAGUCUGCAGAUGAGCGCAAUGCGCGGUCGCUCAGCUUCGGAGCUUCAGGGGAAACGCACGAUGACAUCGCGCAGCUCGUGCGCCGGCUUGGUGACCAGGGCCCAUUGCCGGAAGACGAAGAGUGGUGCCCGCCUCGCGCCGAUGGCUGUGACGGCCUCUGAGUGGCAGCGGCUAUGCUGAGACCACCAGUGCUUUGGACUGCAUGUGAAGAGGUUAAGCCAUUGAUGAGUGACCUAUGUAUGUAGAUUGUUGCUUUAUGAUCUAAAUUGUGACAGAGGAUAUGCUAUCCAGAAAGGCAAGCUUUCACCAUAUUUCUCUGUGCAAAAGACUACUCUCACAGUUUCUUUGUUUGGUGUUAGCUUUAGCCGUUACAGUGAUGCAUGGGAGGUUACAAAGCAUCAUUAUAGAGUGAUAGUUCGGACAACUCGGGAAGUAGCUUGUACAAAGUUCUUGCUACCAGGCUAAGAACAUUAAGAAAGCGCAUGCCCACACUUUCUUUCCUUCAUUUCUAGCUCAUCUAUGUUGAUUUGUGUACUAUGAGUCAUGACUACAAGUGGAAGAUUUUUUAGCGACUGGCACGCGCAAUGGGCCCCUAUACGAUCUCACUCGUAAGCAUAAAGCAAGCGUGUUAAACAGAAGGGUGCAAGAGGGAUGUGCUGUUUGUUUGAGUAUCUUGGUUGUGUUUUAGGUCACAGUAAUGUUGACUCCUAAUAGGCAGACAUAAAGUCAUGUGCUUCGAUUAUGAUUGGAAAUAUAUUUUCAGAUUAUGUUUGUCAAACUUUAUAUUUUUAUGUGGUGAAAUCGUUAAAAAAAAUUGUUAUUGAAGUGAAAGUGCAACGAAAAAGAUGUCAGCUGCUACCUUACAGUCCUCACCUUCCUCUCCUUUUUCUGCUAAGCUCGUAUGAGUUAUGAACAAUAAUAAGUGAGUCUAAAUCAGUGUUGAAGUAAUGUAUCACAAGAUUUCUCUUUGUGGCUCCCAUUAAUAAGACUGCACGUUGAGCCACAUCAGGCCUAAAUUUAGUGAGCUUUCUUUUUAUUUAGAAAAAAAAGGAAAGCAUUUUGUGCUAAAUGGGUAGUUAGUGCAGCCAGCAUGCAACAGAAAGGGACAGUAAUGUCAUUUUCGAGUGGCAUGGGCAAUACGGGAGCUGGUCUCACUGUGAUAGGAGUGCCUCAAAGUACAGAAGUUCACAGUACAUCAGUUUACAAAUCAACCUCAUGCAACACAUGCUGUGCCAUUGUACCCUAUAAAAUGCAGAAUGGCUGUACAUUGAUGCGGGCUGGGUUUAAGAGAAGUUAUCUGUAAAGUUUGGCGGCCAUGUCUCUGAUGGAUCAGCUGCUGAAUACAGCGCAACUGCUGUCAGCACAGGCUCUUAGAAAGAAGAGCUUCAGUGACUGAAAUGAUGUAGAGGCAACUAAUGUAAGAUGACUAGAUGAUGUUACUUUAGGUCUCGAUUUAUGAACAACUGCAUGCCCCAAGUUCAAUUAGCGCAGAGGCUUCAAGACAACAGUUCCGCUGGAGCAAAGAUUCCUCUGUGAAGUUGAGACGGCUUCUAUAGUUAGGGCUUAUAAUUUAUCAGCUUGAGUGGGAAUUCCAGUAAAAGCUCAUGUUAAUUGUAUUUUUAAUGAGAUUUAGAAUCGGUGUUUAAAAAAAAGGGAAAAAAACGGGGUGUAGCUGCUGGAGAUUGAGCGUAAUUUUGCUCUGUAUUUGUUGUUCUUCAGGAAGCAAAGCAGUGACGUGGUUAAGGGCACUGGCAGAAGCUUGUUGUCACUGCUAUAUGACAGCCACUGUCAGGAAGUCCCCUAGUCAGAGCUGCAAGAGGGCGCUGUGGUUUGUGUGAUGCACAUACAGGUUACUGCUUAUUUCAGUCUUUCUCAGUUCUAUUAUAAGAGUAAUGGCUUGUGCGGGCACUAAUUAACGGCACCCGAUUGCAUUUGUGCUGUGUAUGUUUGCAUGGGCAGCUCUUUUAAUGUUUUAGAGCCAGCAGGAAACGGCAGCUAGCAUUGUGUUGUCUGACAGACGAUAUAUCCCGCGGUCUUGUACAUGUCCCACAAUAUAUCCCUUUGGGUUUGUUUUGCCACAUUUUGGCAUGCCCUCUGGUGCUAGUCACUAUUAGGAAAGGGGGCUUAUCACAUUUGUCUUCCUACCCUGGUACCAAACUUGCACUCUCAUAGUCAUAUGUUAGAGGUAUAGCAGUUGUGUCAUAAAGAAUAUGGACAGGCACAUAAUCUUGAAUGAAAAGAAGAAGAAAAAACAUCUUAUAUCAAAAUCAUUGCACAUUGCGCACCUCUGCAACACCUUUUUUAUAAACUGACUUUUUUACUAAUUAUCUUCUGCUCGGCAAUCUGUUCAGAGUUGUGACUUUGGAAGCAGGUACUGUGUGUACCUAUUAUAGCAGGUUCUUGUAAAGUAAAGCCUCAGUUUCAGACAAGCUUGCAGACCUGUUAACGUUCUGCAUUAGUUAAAGGCAAGUACCAACUAACGAGACUAUUUCUGUUUUCUAUGGGCAGUCUUGCGGAGUGGGAAAUCAGAGUAAUAAGCCAAGGGAAGGGCCAUUUCUACUCUCUUUCUACUCAUUUCUACUCUCUACUCUCUCCGUUGAGUUUUAGCUCUGGAAGAAAGCAAUGUAACACUGAAUUCAAAUAGAUAUGUGCUAACACAAAGUGGGGGCUAAGGCCUGUUAUAUUUGUUUAUUGCUUUUCAUUUACAGCAGAAAUCUACACAGCAAGUUAGCAGCUGUCAUUGAAAACUUUGAAUGUUCUCGUUUAUGUUUGUCAAAUUGACUUGUGAACUGUAGUUUUUUUUAUUGCUGUUUUGUUGCAAGUUAAGCUCUUUGUUUUUGAAGAAAAACAUAUGCCAUCUAUGUAUACAUACGACAACUUGGAGAGGCACAGCAAUAGUAUAGUAAUCUGAGUGGCUUAUGUGGACUUCACCUCAGAGCAUCUCAUAUAUGGAUGCUUAUCAACAAGGUAGCCAGUUUGCUAAAAAAAAAAAGAACGGCAUGUCUCCUAUUUGUAUCAUACAGAAGAAUCAUUACUUGCAGCCGAUAUGAUUGGCUGCUACUGUUAUAUAUGUAUUACUGUAGUGCACGUUCCUCGUCCAGUCCUGCUACAUACUUUCGAAGUGCUGCAAGCUGGCAUACAGGUAGCUAGUAGUGAUAAAGCUUUUUAUGCAAAGUGUGUGCUUACUUGCUUCAAAGGCUUCUUUAAAUUCUGUGAACUAGUGCCACACUUCACGCUAAGGGCAGUUCUUCAUUUGGGACUUCGCACGCAAGGCCUGACUUAGAGUAGGGUGUGCACUGUGCCGUCUGGCAUUUGCAGCCUGCUCGGAGUGGUGCCUUAGUUUUGCCAACGGUUGUGUUGCAAAAUCCAAGGCCAAUGCCGGGCAGUUCCCUUCACUUUACAUGCAGCAGUGGUAUAGCUGGGCUUUACAGCAGACCGGGGGCGUAAUCUCGAUUCUUGUAUUGUGGUGCUUUUGAGGCUGUUAUGUGUUGUCUUUGUUGUUGCUGUUGAUACAGGCUAUCAGUUGCUGGUUACAAAAAUCAAGUUCGUCAUUGUAUUAAAAAAAAAAACACAAAACAAGAAA